AUGGGUAAGCCCCAUUCAUAUAGUGCCCAAGCGAGCUGGAGUAACGGUCAUGCAGAACAAGGAAGUGCUUAUCAUCUGGGGAAGGAAAUUCAGCAAUGGAGUAAGGGUGCUUGCUCGUCCAUUGAUGCAAAAAGGGAGGUCUGGAAGGUUUUAUGGUCCCUGAAGAUCCCAAACUCUGUUAAGGUAUUCCUGUGGAAAGCUUGCCACAACCUCCUGCCUACUAAAGCUAAUUUGCUUAAAAGGAAGGUUGUGGAAGACGGCUUAUGUCCUUGUUGUGGUAGGGAGGAUGAAACUGUUCUUCAUGCUUUGUGGGAUUGCCCAAGUGCUCAAGAUGUAUGGGGUUGUGGGGCUAGCUGCUUCAAAAAAUGCUAUACAGUGGGGGAUAAUUUCUUGCAAUUGUUUGAACAUUUUCUGCAUAGAUUUAGCCCGAAUAAUCUGGAACUUUUGGAAAUGGUAGCUCGCAGGAUUUGGCUUCAAAGAAAUUCUUUGGUUUUUGAAGGCAAGUUUCUCCACCCCAAUACCCUUUAUGCUGAGGCAAUCUCUGCUUGUGAUGAUUUUUAUUGCAGCACCAAGACAACAAUGGUUCUUGCUAGUGUAUCGGUCGAUGUCCAGGAACUAGCUCGGAUUUGGAAGGCUCCAUCUGCAGGUUUGAUAAAGAUUAAUUGGGAUGCAGCCUUAAAGUGGAGAACAAAUUUAGAUAAACGGUUGAAUACAUAUUUUAAAAAAAGUAGUUAG
Molecule: messenger RNA, 735 nt
Organism: Alnus glutinosa
Lineage: Eukaryota; Viridiplantae; Streptophyta; Magnoliopsida; Fagales; Betulaceae
Exons: 2
Coding region: 1-735 (244 amino acids)
Source: RefSeq, a predicted model, not a curated record